AUGUGGCCAAAGCGCUCAUACGUCCGGCGGCCUAGAGGAAGGCUGAACCACACCCCGCCACCGCCCGGGCCCAGCUGCAGCCUCCCCGAGCCCCAGUCCCGCUACGGGCGCGUCGCAGGUAGGUCCACCCGCACCCUGGGAGGAAAGAGGCCACCGCCUUUCUCCGCCUGGCAACAAGCCGGACCAUCGAGAGAGAGGCCCGGAGCAAUGUCCAGAAACCCGAGAGAAGGCCGCCGGCCUGUGGAAGAGGGCGGGAGCUACUCAGCCUGGCCUAGCUGCGGGCCAUGCUACUGCCACGCCUCCCCAGGACCAAAAGGAAAACUUCAAAUGAAAAUCUUACCCAAGUUGAAGGAGAAUGUUGAGACAACACAGUUACAUGAGAGUCCUACUACAAAACACAGUAUGCAGUUGAAUGUUGCACACCAAAAAAAACUACAAAAAAGUGAAAUUAAUGAGGAUUCCAAGAACACAAACACUUUUGCACUGAAGGAAUCAAUGACUGAUGAUGAUCUCCAAGGUGAGAGUAAUGCAAUAAACACUCAAAUAAGUUCAGGUAUAACUUCAUCAAGUGACAUUUCUUUCUCUCUUCUGAGAUCUUCUGAUAUAGAUUUUUGUAUAGAAACCACCAGCUUUGAAGAUAGUUUAAGUAGUUUUCCAUCACCUGAAAUAUUCAGGGGAGGAGAGUUUUCAGAUAUUAAUGAUUCCACUACUGAAAGCCAUCUCAAAUUCAAGAACUCUACUUUUCGGGAUACCAGCAGAGCAGUGGCUAUAGAAAAUAUGCAUCAAUUUUCAAAUCUUUCAGCAAUUUUAGAUACUUCCAUUUGUAAAAUUUUGCCUGAAACAGAAAAAACUCCAGAUUGGAAGACCAAGCAAACAAGUUCUUCUGUCCCUGUUGGUAAGAAAAAUAGAAGAUUUCUGACGAGCUCUCCAUCAUCAGAGACAAGCAGGUUUGAGAUUAAUUUGUCCCCAGUACAAAAAUUAUCUUCAGAAGGAGAAUUAAAUCCAAAUACAAGUAAUUAUGUAUAUUCAGAUGAAAUUGUUCCUGCAUCAAGUUCUGAAGAAGAAAAAGAUUCUUGGGAGUCUCAAUGCAUUGCAUCUGAAAUGUGCUGUAUAAUUAAAUCAUCACCAAGAAAUCAAUGUACAGAGAUGCCAUAUUGCUGUCCUAAAGGAGUGUCUACAGAUGUGAUAAAUGAGCCAGUGGAUAAGGAGAGAUUGAAAAGUAAGGACAGAAUGAACACUAUUGAAAGGAUAGACACGCAGUGGAGAGAAGAGCAAACAAACUCUUCUGUCACCAUUCGUGAGAAAAAUGUGGAAUUACUGGGAAGCUCUCCAUCAACUGACACAGGCAGGUUUGAGGCUCCAUGUCUUGUAUCAGAAAUAUGCUGUAUUGUCAAAACAUCACCAAACGUUAGAUGCUCAAGUAUGCCAGAUUGUCCACAUAAAGGAAUAUUAAAAGAUAUGGUCAAAAAACAAGAAGAUAAAGAGGAAUUAAAAACUAAGGGGAGAGUAGACACAACUGAAGGGACAAGCAACCAGUGGAGAGAGAAGGUGAUGGAAUCAAAACCUCAAGUACAGAGGGUUGUCACUGCCAAGCACUCAUGCAUUACAUCUGACAUGUGCUGUAUUGUUAAAGCAUCACCCAGAAUUAGAUGUAUGAAGAUGCCAUGUUGCCCUCCCAAAAGAGUAUCUAAAGAUAUCAUAAUGACAGAUGGCUGUGAUGGCUGAGCUUUUCAUUGCCAUUCAAGAUUAACAUAUGAAGAGAAGCCUGAAUUUACCUGAAAGAAAGAAGUGGCAAUGACCCUGGUUCAGAUUCUCAAUGAGAAGUACCUUUGUUGCUGUGCUAGAUGUAUUUCUUUCUAUAUUCAGACUAUCUGUUAAAUAGUUUUCAUCUUUUCCCUUUGGUCUGUUAAAUAAGCUUCUUCUCUUUGGCAUGCUAUCCCAGGAUGCCAUUUGAUUUGAAAAGGAAAACUGAAUUUAUGUGUAGCUGAAAUUGGAAGGCGAGAUCACUGUGCACUAAACCAAAAGAUGUUUGCUUAUGGAGUCAGC
Messenger RNA from Dromiciops gliroides (monito del monte), 2046 nucleotides. RefSeq names its product meiotic kinetochore factor (gene MEIKIN). Lineage: Eukaryota; Metazoa; Chordata; Mammalia; Microbiotheria; Microbiotheriidae. The record is from RefSeq and is a predicted model, not a curated record. The transcript has 17 exons. Gene Ontology annotation, biological process: meiosis I sister chromatid cohesion; homologous chromosome segregation; female meiosis chromosome segregation. The coding region runs from base 1 to 1725 and encodes 574 amino acids. Gene Ontology annotation, cellular component: kinetochore.